Messenger RNA from Drosophila innubila, 2553 nucleotides. It is a transcript of the gene GlcT, whose product is annotated as ceramide glucosyltransferase. Gene Ontology annotation, cellular component: membrane. The transcript is spliced from 2 exons. Bases 507 to 1856 code for a protein of 449 amino acids. The record is from RefSeq and is a predicted model, not a curated record. Gene Ontology annotation, biological process: glucosylceramide biosynthetic process. Lineage: Eukaryota; Metazoa; Arthropoda; Insecta; Diptera; Drosophilidae. Gene Ontology annotation, molecular function: ceramide glucosyltransferase activity.
AUUGCAGUUUUUACUUUGACAUGGAACGCUACGCGAAUUCUUUGAAAUGGAUAAUUAAUGAAUAAUCAGCAGCAAAAGCGCGACGAAAAAAAAAUCAACUCCUAUGACGACAUAGUGACAAAGUCAAGUAGUCAACAACGCGACCAAUUGUUGACUGUGCGCGCGGGGAUUGCUGGCUGCUGACUCAAUCACAACGAACGAACGACAAAGGCAGCGGAGAUACGACGAAUACGGAGAUAAAGUCCGGCUGAGACUUUUUCUUUUAGUUCUAGUUCUAAAUAUAUUGUGCUGUGCUAGCAAAGUUCCAGAGAGAGUGCUGAGCGAAGAGAAGCUUCGACAAAUGCAUAUCGACUAAACCGCAGCGACAUCCAAAACACACACACACACACGCUCACGCACACACACACAGCGCCAGACAGCUCCACCUACAAAGCCACCCAACACCCAAGACGCACACACACACACACACACCCGCACACACACAUACAGACACACACACACACGGUAUGUCACAUUUACCAUUGCCGCUGUAUGGCUUCGCAGCAUUUUUCAUGAUUUUCUGGUUUGGUACAUGGUGUGUGCAUCUAAUCGCGAUCUGUUAUGGCAAAUAUAAACUGCACAAGAAAUCGUGCAAAUUGCCCACUGAAUCAUCCCCUUUGCCGGGUGUUUCCAUACUGAAGCCGUUAAUGGGCGUGGAUCCAAAUUUGCAGCAUAAUCUGGAGACAUUCUUCAGCAUGGAUUAUCCGCUGUAUGAGCUGUUGUUUUGCGUGGAGGAUAAGCACGAUCCAGCCAUUAAGCUGGUGGAGCAACUCUUGGAUAAAUAUCCGCUCAUCGAUGCCCAGCUUUUUGUCGGUGGCUCUGACGUGGGCGUCAAUCCCAAGAUCAAUAACAUCCAUCCCGGCUAUAUGGCGGCCAAGUAUGACUUUGUCAUGAUCUCGGACAGUGGCAUCAAGAUGAAGAACGACACACUGCUGGACAUGGUCCAGAAUAUGUCAGAGCGUCAUGCCCUAGUCCAUCAAAUGCCCUUCACCUGCGAUCGCGAUGGAUUCGCUGCCACCUUCGAGAAGGUCUUCUUCGGCACCGUUCAGUCGAGGAUUUAUCUAUCCGCUGAUGCUUUGGGCAUUAACUGCCACACAGGGAUGUCGUGUCUGCUGCGCAAAGCUGUCAUCGAUCAACUGGGAGGACUACGUACUUUCGGCUGUUACCUGGCCGAGGACUUUUUUAUCGCCAAGCGCGUCACGGAACUUGGCUGGAAGAUGCGCAUCUCCAAUCAGCCCGCCAUGCAGAACAGCGGACUCUGUGACAUCGGCAGCUUUCAGGCUCGACUUAUACGCUGGGCCAAGCUCAGGGUGGCCAUGGUGCCCACAACGAUACUGUUGGAGCCUCUGUCGGAGUGUCUGGUGCUGGGAGCACUGGCAGCGUGGUCGGCAUCGGUGUUGUUCGCCUGGGAUCCGUUGGUGUUCUAUUUGGUGCACAUACUCUGUUGGUUCCUGUCCGACUGGAUGCUGUUGUCGAUUGUGCAGCAUGGUUCGAUGCCCUUUCACAAGUUUGAGUUCCUUAUUGGCUGGUUCUUCAGGGAGCUAAGUGGACCGUAUCUCUUCCUGCACGCCCUGUGGAAUCCCGCUAUACGCUGGAGGACGCGUACCUUUAAGCUGCAUUGGGGUGGCAUCGCCUAUGAGUUGCCCCUUCCAAACUCAACACCCGCCACAGAUUCACUCAUAACGCCACUGCAACCGGCGCCUACGUUAUUAGCGACAACGGUGACGACGAUGGGUGCGGGAACAGGAUUGGGAACGGGGUCGGGAACGGUAAUGGGAACGCUCCCAUCGGCCAAGCACCGAUUGUUGGUCUCGUAGCAGCAGCUAGAGAUAGUUACAAUUUGUUUGUUAUAUACAUAUGCGUAAUUUGUAAUUUGUAUUUUCGUGAGCGACACAGCCGACUGCGAUUUCUACAGCUACAACUACAGUUGAUGGUAGUAGUAUUAUUACUAGCUAAAACAGAACCCUUAGUCACUACAUAACUUAAGUUAAGUACGUGUUAAAAAGUAAGCGCACAGACAACAACAACAAUAACAACCACACACAGACACAGACACCAUUUGAACGGGGCCACAACAUUGUUGCAGUUUAUAUUUGUAUUGGCAAUUGUACUUGCAUUCUGGACAGGAUACUCAAGUUGACAGUUGCAGAUAUGUAGAUCUAUUAGUUAGUUAACAAUUGUUUGCAACUAAUGAUUGUCCAACAUUUGGCCAUGCGAUUUAGCUAGUGUUUGUAGUUAAUAGUUUUGUAAAUUUCAAAUUUAUCUUUGAGAUUGAUGAACGAGUUACUUAGUUAAGUUAGCCUUUGUUAUUGCUAUUUUUCAGUUCAAUUACUUUAAUUAUUAUUAGCUAUUUAUUGUUAAGCCCAAUGUAUAAUUUACAAUUUGUUUGUUUUCUUUGAUUUAUGUUUAAUUAUAUAUAUGCAUACAUUCAUAUAUAUUAAUUUUCUGCUACUCGCUCUGUAAAUAUGCUUUGCUAAACCGCCAUCGAAUAAAUUGUAAUUUAAUUUAAAUUAA